Molecule: messenger RNA, 2178 nt
Organism: Malassezia globosa CBS 7966
Lineage: Eukaryota; Fungi; Basidiomycota; Malasseziomycetes; Malasseziales; Malasseziaceae
Exons: 1
Coding region: 1-2178 (725 amino acids)
Molecular function (GO): oxidoreductase activity, acting on CH-OH group of donors; flavin adenine dinucleotide binding
Source: RefSeq, a predicted model, not a curated record
AUGCUGUGCGAGAAGCCCUUAGUGCUCCUCCUCGCUGCAUGCCUGGCAUUGGUCGUUGCCUUGGUAGAGGCGAGUGAGCGUCAACCGCAUUUGGAGCUUCAUCGCGAAUUGCGCAAGAGAAAUGCAGCCUCAACCGACCCGUCUGAACUCAAUGGUAAGACAUUCGAUUAUGUUGUGAUUGGUGGUGGCCAAGCUGGUCUGGUUGUCGCCUCUCGCUUGUCUGAGAACCCUGAUAUCUCAGUCGCUGUCAUUGAGGCCGGUACCUCGGGCACUGCCAAAAACGAGUCGGAAAAGAUUGAUAUACCCGCAGCCAACCUGUACAAUUCACCUGGCAAGACGUACAUGAACUGGAAGUACAACACUGUUAAGCAGCCUCAGCUUAACGAUCGGGUGACGUCUUGUCCUCGUGGAAAAGUUCUGGGUGGUAGCAGUGCUAUCAAUGGUCUGUACUACGUUCGCCACAGUGUGGGCGAGCAGGACGCCUGGGGCAAAAUUGUGGAUGACAAGGAACUUUGGGGCUGGAACAACAUGUACAGGGCCAUGAAAAAAUCUGAGACAUUCACAGAACCAAAGAGUUCUGUGGCAGAUGUCGAUCGAAUUGUGGCUGAGCCGAAUUCCCACGGCAAGGAUGGCCCUAUCCAUGCAAGCUGGCCCGCUGUACCAUUUGAAUGUACUGGUGCAUUCAUCAAUGCUAGUGUCGAUGUUGCCGCGCCGUUCGCAAAUGACCCAUAUGCUGGUACGAAUCUCGGCACGUAUGUUGCGACGUCGAACAUCAACCCAACAAAUUGGACUCGCAGCUUCUCGCGCACUGGCUACUACGACCCAUUCGUGUAUCGCUCGAAUCUUCACGUUCUCACGCAGCAUUUGGUUACAAAGAUCAACUUUGAUAAGAGUGGUAAACAGCUGAAGGCAACGGAAGUGAAGUUCAAAUCGAGUCCAGACUCUGACGAGUACACCGUUAAAGUCGGGCGUGAGGCCAUCAUUAGUGGCGGUGCCAUCAAUACGCCCCAAAUUCUUCAACUCUCAGGUAUCGGUGAAAAAGGUUUCCUGAAGUCCAAGGGUAUUGAUGCUGUACUUAAUUUGCCAGGUGUCGGUUAUAAUUUACAGGAUCACGUGUCUGGUGGUGUUGAGUGGCAACCCAAAGGCACUACGAAGCUGCCUCCUCAGGACUUGAAGCAAUCUAAGGAAGUCAACUCGUACACAAACAGUGCAGUGGCCUACCUAAAUGGUUCACAAGUCAUGAAGGAUCAAUGGGGCACGUACCUUGAUCAGGUGAAGGGUAACAAGUCGAAGGCCGUAAAUGCAUUGCCAGCUCCCGACUCUGUGAAGAAAGGCUACGAUCUCACUUACCAGACUGUGCUGGACACGAUUCAGAAUCAGAUUGCGACAAUGGAAAUCCUUUUCUCCACGGCAUUUGGCAAGAUCCAAGUCCAAGCUGCACUGCAACACGCGUUUUCACGCGGCACUGUCAUGAUCAACUCGAAGGAUCCUUUUGAGCCUCCAAACAUUGACCCUCGCUACCUCGAGCAAGAGUCAGACAUGUUCAUGCUGCGCGAAGGUUUCAAGGUCGCUCGUAGCAUUGGCGAAGCAGCACCAUUAAACUCGUAUCUGGAGAAGGAGACAAAUCCUGGCAAAGAUGUGUCGAGCGAUUCCGACUGGGAAAACUUUAUUCGGGGCCGUGUUCAGACGGAGUUCCACAUCAGUGGAACAGCGGUGAUGCUUCCAAAGGACAAAGGCGGUGUCGUGGACAAGAACCUGAGGGUGUACGGCACGUCAAACUUGCGCGUCAUCGAUGCAUCUGUUGUACCGUUUGUUGUUUCGUCGCAUUUCAUGUCUCUCGUGUAUGGUCUUGCGGAGAUCGGGUCUGAAAUCGUUUUGGACUCGUACAAAACUCGCAAUGGUAACAAUAAUCGCAAUGGAAGCGGAAACGGUAAUAACAAAGACGGUGCCAGUAGCGGCAACAACAACAACAACACAACAACGGUGAUAGCAAGAACGACAAUAAGAGCGACAGCUCGAGUAACAAGAACGACGAUGGCAAGAACGAUAAUAACAGCAACCAAAACUCUCAGCCUAAUUCCGGAAGUAAGGCGUCGAAAGAUGGCGAUGCUUCCGGCAAUAGUCGUGAUGCUGCUUCCAGUGUUCAUACGUCGAACCUCUUGUUGUCUCUUAUGGUGA